This is a messenger RNA of Lodderomyces oxycetoniae, 1350 nucleotides long. It is a transcript of the gene GDI1, whose product is annotated as Gdi1p. Lineage: Eukaryota; Fungi; Ascomycota; Pichiomycetes; Serinales; Debaryomycetaceae. The record is from RefSeq and is a predicted model, not a curated record. Gene Ontology annotation, cellular component: cytoplasm. Gene Ontology annotation, molecular function: Rab GDP-dissociation inhibitor activity. Bases 1 to 1350 code for a protein of 449 amino acids. Gene Ontology annotation, biological process: small GTPase-mediated signal transduction; protein transport; vesicle-mediated transport. The transcript has a single exon.
AUGGACGAAAAUUAUGAUGUUAUUGUUUUAGGCACAGGGCUAACCGAAUGUGUCUUGUCCGGGAUUCUAUCGGUAGAGGGAAAAAAAGUAUUGCACAUUGAUAGACAAGCUUUUUAUGGAGGAGAGUCGGCAUCGUUGAACUUGACUCAAUUAUAUGGCAAAUUCAAACCUUCUGCACAAAGACCCGAGUUGAAAGGGAAAGACAGAGAUUGGUGCGUUGAUUUAAUUCCCAAGUUUUUGAUGGCCAAUGGGGAGUUAACCAACAUUUUGGUCCAUACCGAGGUGACCCGAUACAUUGAAUUUAAGCAAAUUGCCGCAAGUUAUGUGUAUAGAAACGGGAAAAUUGCAAAAGUGCCAUCAACCGCUAGUGAGGCAUUGGCAUCUUCUUUGAUGGGUAUUUUUGAAAAGAGAAGAAUGAAGAAAUUUUUGGAGUACAUACAAAAUUACGAUGAAAAAGAUGUUUCUACCCAUAAAGGAUUCGAUCUUGACAAAAACACCAUGGAAGAAAUCUAUACCUAUUUUGGUUUAGAAAGUGGAACAAAAGAUUUCAUUGGCCAUGCAAUGGCUCUAUGGUCGACUGAUGACUACUUAAACGAAGUUGCUAGACCAACUUACGAAAGGAUUUUGUUGUACGCGCAAUCAGUGGCCAAGUACGGCAAAUCACCCUAUAUUUAUCCACUUUACGGAUUAGGGGAGUUGCCACAGGGAUUUGCUAGAUUGUCUGCAAUCUAUGGUGGUACCUAUAUGUUGGACACCCCAAUCGAAGAAGUAUUAUACGAAGGGGAAGGACCGGACAAAAAGUUUGCUGGGGUGAUUACCAAAGAAGGUACAGCUAGAGCACCAAUAGUUGUAGCCGAUCCCACCUACUUUCCUGAAUACGUUAAAAAGACUGGUCAAAAAGUUAUCAGGGCAAUUUGCGUCUUGGAUCAUCCUAUUCCUGGUGCUGAGUUGGACUCUCUUCAAAUCAUAAUUCCUCAAAACCAAGUUGGAAGAAAACACGAUAUUUACAUCGCGGUCUUAUCAGACGUCCAUUGUGUUGUUCCAAAGGGCUAUUAUCUUUCAAUUGUAUCAACUAUUAUAGAAACAGAAACACCGCACGUUGAGUUGGAACCAGCCUUUAAAUUACUCGGCCCUCGAAUAGACACACUCAUGGGCAUUGCUGAACUUUAUGAACCAAUUGAGGACGGCAUUAAAAAUGGCAUUUACCUUUCAAAGAGUUAUGAUGCUUCGUCACAUUUUGAAUCUACAACCGAUGAUGUGAAAGAUAUUUACUUUAGAAUUACUGGAAAACCCUUGGAGUUGAAACAGAGACCAAAGGAAGAGGAAGAGUCUACAAACGUAAUACCAUAA